GACCCCUACCGCCUCCUCGGCGUCGCCAAGGACGCCGACGAGUCCGCCAUCCGCAAGGCCUACAAGAAGACGUCGCUGAAGACGCACCCGGACCGCGGCGGCCGCAAGUCGCUCUUCGUCGCCGUCAACAAGGCCUACGCGGUCCUCGCGGACGAGCAGACGCGCCGCGACUACGAC
Messenger RNA from Aureococcus anophagefferens, 177 nucleotides. RefSeq lists its product as hypothetical. Gene Ontology annotation, cellular component: endoplasmic reticulum. Gene Ontology annotation, molecular function: protein-folding chaperone binding; misfolded protein binding. NCBI's taxonomy places the organism in Eukaryota, Pelagophyceae, Pelagomonadales, Pelagomonadaceae. The record is from RefSeq and is a predicted model, not a curated record. The annotation marks the transcript as partial. The transcript has a single exon.